UGUAACAAAUUCAGCAUAGUUUGGAAUGUGUUUUGAGUAGGGAAAAAUGUCUGGAAAUGAGGAGGAUCCCGUUGAGGUGAUGCUAAAGAAAACCGGCUGUAUUGAACUUCACUACAAAGUUCAGGAGUGCAUUGCAGAGAAGCAAGAUUGGCGCCAGUGUCAAGAUUGCGUACAGGAAUUUAAGGCCUGCAUGAGCAAAUACACAGAGCAGCAGCGAGAAAAGUACAAGAAGCAGUAGAGAAGAUGUUGUGGAGGGUCCUCAAUCGUCAGGAUGUGCCAAAAGCCCUCAAAAUGGUCCUCGUUGUUCGGGGGGAUUUGCGAUUGUCCAAAGGAAAAACAUCCAGUCAGUGUGCUCAUGCAGCAGUCAUGUGCUUCGAGGAGAGUCUCUCCACACGGCGCCCCUUUGUGGAUGCUUGGAAAUUGCAGGGACAACCAAAAGUUGUUCUCAAAGUUGAAAAUGAUGAGGAAAUGAAGAAACUCUAUCAAAUGGCAAAAAAGCAGAAAAUUGUUGCUUGUCUCGUGCACGAUGCCGGCCGCACUGAAAUCCCAUCGGGUACGAUGACUGUGCUGGGACUUGGACCAGAUUGUAGUGAAAAAUUGAGGGAAAUUGUAGGAAAAUUAAAAAUUCUAUAGAUUUUUUUUGGAGGAUUUGCAAUUAAUGUAAAUAAAUUAAAAUUAUGUAGUUUUCAAAAUGAAAUAUUAAAAACAUUUUACGCAAUUU
Molecule: messenger RNA, 721 nt
Organism: Lutzomyia longipalpis
Lineage: Eukaryota; Metazoa; Arthropoda; Insecta; Diptera; Psychodidae
Product: cytochrome c oxidase assembly factor 4 homolog, mitochondrial
Exons: 2
Coding region: 47-238 (63 amino acids)
Biological process (GO): mitochondrial respiratory chain complex IV assembly
Cellular component (GO): mitochondrial intermembrane space
Source: RefSeq, a predicted model, not a curated record